AGGCGGGGAGAGGAGCACCUACGGACAGACGAGAGCUGUGACACGCAAGCCUGCAGCAAGCACCUCGGCCCGGUGGACUGAACCAGACCCUAUGAGAAGGUGUCGAGAGCCCACAUCCCGUCUCGUCAUUGUCACUUUCUAUACUCCUGGCAAGCAACCAUAGCUAAACCUGCUGUCACUAACGUCACACCACAAGCAGGUGUCACAUUGAUAUUGCUUUCAUCCGUCACGCUCUGGUGUGCCUGUCCACCUGAGUGCCUGUCCACCUGAGUGUCUGUUUUUUUUUUGCUUUCGAGUUUUGCCUCCUCUGUCCUUCCCUCAGUCGUUCACUCUGCGAUGGGAAGCUCUAUGGGCUGUGUGAGGCCUCCUCGGGAGGGAGGACACGGCUUCCCCCCACUGUCCCCCAACCCCAAACGGCGCCUCCGCUUCCGGCGGAAACGCAAAGGAAAGAAGCGCCAGAAAGGAGGGUCGUCGGUCGGCUCGGAGGUGGAAAGCGUAAGGAUAAGCAACAUACCGGAGGAGGAGGAUGAAGAGGAAGAGGACAAAGGCACUGUCACAGAGGCAACCACGGCCUCGUUCAACACUAUGAGUGACGUCGGAGCCAAAAUCACCAAUUUAACUGUGCCUCAUGUCCAAACUCAAUCCAGGCAGCCCCUUCCCAGUGCUCUCUGUACGGACUCCACGAGUGACAGCAUGGGGGGGUUGGGGGGUAGCAGAGUGCUUGAACUGUCCCCUGAGCCAAGCCCAGUGUGGAGAAGGCUGUCCUACCCCGGAGCUGGGAGUGAGGAAGGGGGGGAGAGCAGUACCAUAGAGGCCCCAAGCAGCCAAGGGCAACCCAGUGAGGACCCCACCCCCACCCCAGAUAACCCUGACCCAUCUUUCCCGUCCCAGGUGCACACCACCCCUGGUGGGGGUCGAGUCUGCAAAGUCAGGGAGCGAGAACAAGGGGUCCUGGAGAGGCCUUGUAUACGAAGACCCAAGAAAGAGAGGGAACGGGGGAAGAAAGGAGAAAAGGAGAAAGAGGAGGUGGAGGAUGAAGGUGGGGGUGGGCCAGCAGGGAUGCUGGGGGUUGCUUUUAACAACCCUUUGUCAAAGGAGCACAAAGGGGUGGUCCACAUUCGCGAGGUGGAGGGCCGGCUGUGUGUUGUGAGGACAGUCUACCCCAGUGACUUUGGGUCCCCGGUUUGGAGAGGGGACAGUUACCAUGACAAAGAGGUAGAAGUAGAGGUAUGUGCCGAACCUCCAGCCGCAUCUCCUGUGACUGGGAACAUCCUCAAAGUACAUCUUUCUGAGGAAGACCGCAGGAGAGCCAAAAUGGAUGCCAGGACCACUUUCCUUAUGGGGACCCAGGAAACCACAAGAGUCAAGGAACUCAGUCUGGAUAAACCAACACAGGUCCGAGGGGGACUAUUAAUACAGAACCCUCUUUCCUCUGCCUAUGCCAGCGAUCUGCCCCACACCUCCCCAGAGACGGGGGGAGCCACCCAGCUAAGCAGGGUUGACUUGACCCAAAGGAGAGCCAAAAUGGACACCUCAGGUCUCAAUAUGACAACCAACCUUAUGGAGACCCAGGAAACUACAAAAGUCGAGGGAGCCUCGGUACAGGACCCUCUGUCCUCUGGCUAUGCCAGCGACCUGCCACUAACCUCCCCAGAGGCAGGGGGCGCCACCCAGAUAGACUGGGAAAGCUCCAGAGAGGGACUGGACUCUGCAACUGACAGUCCUCUAUCUCCACCCCAGGUCACCACAAAGCAGUUCCCUCAGUUGAUGGAGUGA
Molecule: messenger RNA, 1776 nt
Organism: Oncorhynchus masou masou (cherry salmon)
Lineage: Eukaryota; Metazoa; Chordata; Actinopteri; Salmoniformes; Salmonidae
Exons: 2
Coding region: 337-1776 (479 amino acids)
Source: RefSeq, a predicted model, not a curated record